Molecule: messenger RNA, 1783 nt
Organism: Stegodyphus dumicola
Lineage: Eukaryota; Metazoa; Arthropoda; Arachnida; Araneae; Eresidae
Product: pantetheinase-like
Source: RefSeq, a predicted model, not a curated record
CCCCCGAACAAGGAAGCUCUGGGGAGAGAAAGUUGUUUAACAACUUUGGAAACGAGCACUCGUGGCUCAUAAUAAUCAGGUAGAGCGGUAAAAGGUACUUUCCACUUCAUGCCUUUAAAUGUAGAAGGCUGUACUUCAUGAACAUGAUUAUGAGACAUUAUGGAGCCUGUUUUCUGUUCUUCUAUCUCUGUUUCUAUGUGGCCUUAUCGAAUGAAGCUGAAUACUUCACUGCAGCCGUCUAUGAGCAUGCCCGUCCAUCGGCACAAUUUGUGAAUUUGUCGGAAGCAACAGCAGAUGAUAUUAUAUUUGAAAACUUGGCUCACUACAAAAGAGCAGUACAGAUAGCCAAGUCAAAAGUAGCUGAUAUUUUAGUCUUCCCAGAAUAUGGUAUAUUUCCUGCACAUAACCGAAACGAGAUGAAACCCUACUUAGAAAGGAUUCCUGAUCCCAAGAAGAGUAGAGUUAACCCUUGCAACGAAAGAGAAAAGUAUCAAAACCGUCGCAUUCUAUUUAGCUUGAGUUGCAUGGCUAAACAGCAUAAAAUUGUAAUUGUGGCAAACAUGGGAGGCAUCGAAUCUUGCAAGGGACAGAAAGAAUGUCCAGAAGAUGGAUCUUACCAAUUCAAUACCAAUGUCGUUUUUGAUAGAGAUGGUACGCUGCUUCUACGUUAUUAUAAAGAACGUUUAUUCUAUGAAUUAGGUAUGGAUUUACCGCCAGAACAAGAAGAUCCUACAUUUGUAACAGACUUCGGUACUUUUGCAACUUUCAUCUCUUUUGAUAUUAUGUUUGCAAAGAUGUCCGCUUUUGCUCAAAGAAAACAAGUAGAUGCUAUUGCAUUAUCUUCCAUGUGGAUAAAUAUUCCACCUCAAACAUCAUCCGUCCAGUUUUGGGAAUCGUGGUCAUUAGGAUAUAAUACUACUCUUUUAGCAGCUAACAUCCAGAUUCCAGGGCAUUAUGCAGUAGGUAGUGGAAUCUUCCGCGGAGCUGAUGGUCCUCUGGCUUAUACCUUCAAUCCGGACGGCGUAUCAAAAGUCGUUGUCGCUAGAGUGCCAAAAAGAGAUUACCGACUUGCUUCACGAAAAGCCAGUAUCACCGAAAUAACUUUGGAUGAUGUUCGAGAAUCGCUUAAUGCCGGAUCAAGCAUUACUACAGAAUGCUCUGUGAAAGUUUUAGGUAGAUCAAUAGACAUUCUCAAAGAUUUUCGGUGUACGGAAGUUGAUAUGAUUAAUUAUUCCUUCGUUAAAUUAAUGAAGGAUAGUGAUCACAUUGAAUCAUGUAUUAACGGUGUAUGUUGCUCUCUCAAGUAUUCUUCCAAUAAACUGACGGAAAAUUUUUACUUGAUGGUAUUCAAUGGAUCAACAGAUUUUUAUUAUCGUUACUCUUUUUGCGAGCAGACGUGUACGCUAAUAAGAUGUGAAGCCUAUGGCAGAAAUCCUUGCUCAACUUUUCCCAUGAAGUCCAAAACUUUAUUCUAUGAUGUCCAGCUAGCAGCAAACUUUUCUACCAAAGAUAUAUUUCCGUCAGUGGUGAGCAGUGAUAUGAAACUGACUUCACUUACCGACUGGAGUUUUGACGUUCAGGAAACUUCUUCUGAUGCAUACCAAGCUUACAUCAACUUUAAAAGUCUUGCAGGGGAAAAAUUGCUCUCAGCAGAUUUAAGGGGCCGUUGUUAUGAUCGAGACCCGCCAUAUAUCCGUUAAAUUUACUUUUCUUUAUUGUUAUUUGUGCCGAAGAAUUUAAAUCUCAACAUUCAUUAUAAAAUAAAAUAAAAUACUUAAUUUUC